AAAUUUUAAAAGCUACAAGUCUCUCCAGAUAGGAGAUGAAGCCAAUAUUUUUAUAUCAUUCUACUCGCCAUAAUAGCACGAACAACGUUACAUAUUGGUAUUGGAAAAUAUUGUUCCGUUAUUGAGAAAAUUAAUUUUUUUGAAACAGGUAGCAAAAAAACAAGGAAUUUCGCUUGUAUUUUGCAGUGUUCAUUGUUAAACUCUCAUUUUUCUGCAAAACCAAUGUCAUAUUUGGAAUCGGCAUAGAAAACUGAACUGAUUGAUAUGUGUUUCAGGGUUUUUGGACAACUUUCAUUUUUUCGCAAAAAUCUCGGUCGAAAAGUUCGAAAUUUAUUAUAGGCAUAUGUCUAGCAGUUUACUAACGAUAAUAAUACUUUCGUUGGGUUUGGUAACCAAACCCAAAGUGUUUGAGAUUACAAACCCAAAAUCCCAAAUCUUCACCAAACCCAAAUCUAACACAAAUCCAAACUAUUGGGUACAAAACCCAAAUAUGGCUUUGGAUUUGGUGCAUCCCUAGUAAUACUAUAUAUGUAAUAAUAAUAUAGCUUCUCUAUUAUCUGCAAUACCGCUGUUGUCUGUCGACUCCUUGGACUAUAUUCAAUUAUUUUUAUUUUAACAUCUUUUUUUUAGAUCGACAAUUAUCGGCGAUAGUAUCGCACGUUUAUUAGAAUAUUUUGGCUAUAAUGUGCUACGAUUAAAUCAUCUUGGCGAUUGGGGCACGCAAUUUGGAAUGUUGAUUGCACAUCUUCAAGAUAUAUAUCCAGAGUAUCUUCAAAAGUCCCCGCCAAUUCAUGAUUUAUCAUCAUUUUAUAAGGCGUCUAAAAAACGUUUCGAUAAUGAGCCAGAUUUUCAAAAACGGGCAUAUCAAUGUGUCGUUAGGUUGCAAUCUUAUGAUCCCGAUAUUAUACACGCAUGGAAACUCAUCUGUGAAGUUUCACGACGAGAUAUCGAUUAUAUUUAUCAAGAGUUAGAAAUAGAAAUGAUUGAUCGUGGUGAAUCAUUUUAUCAAUCGAUGAUGAAAGACUUGGUUGAAGAACUAGAGCAAAAAAAUUUAUUAAUAGAAGAAGAAGGACGAAAAGUGAUGUUUUUACCUGGUAUUUCAGUGCCACUGACGAUUGUUAAAUCUGAUGGAGGACAUACGUAUGAUACAAGUGAUAUGGCAUGUAUUAAACAACGUUUACAUGAGGAAAAUGCUGACUGGAUUAUAUACGUUAUUGAUUCUGGACAGGUAGUACUUCGUAUUUCUAUUGAAGAAAAUUGAGUAUAACAAG
Molecule: messenger RNA, 1271 nt
Organism: Didymodactylos carnosus
Lineage: Eukaryota; Metazoa; Rotifera; Eurotatoria; Philodinida; Philodinidae
Source: the annotation of a GenBank genome assembly